UCAUCACAUACACAUUCAAAAUGUCUACUGCUGAGCUGGCCAACUCCUACGCCGCCCUCAUCCUCGCUGAUGAGGGUCUUGAGAUCACUGCCGACAAGCUGCAGACCCUGAUCAAGGCUGCCAACGUUCCCGAGGUUGAGCCCAUCUGGACCUCUCUGUUCGCCAAGGCUCUUGAGGGCAAGGACGUCAAGGACCUCCUGACCAACGUCGGCUCCGGUGGCGGCGCUGCUGCCCCCGCUGCCGGUGGUGCUGCUGCUGGCGGUGCUGCUGCUGCCGAGGAGGCCAAGGAGGAGGCCAAGGAAGAGGAGAAGGAGGAGUCCGACGACGACAUGGGCUUCGGUCUGUUCGACUAAAUGGUUUUCAAUCCCACCGCCAACUGCCGCCGUCAAAACGAGCACAAAACCUACGAGCACAAUCCGACCGAACCGACAUAUCCUCACGACAUCUCCUCCCGCUCCGCUGUACUUCCUACGGUAUCUGCAUUGGGUUGCGGGUCUUUUUUUUCUCUCACAAUGCUACGCUGCUUCUUAGUCUAGCAAAUACCAGCCAUCUACGAAAAAGGGAUGGGGAGGAAGGUUUCUUCUCCUUUGGUAUCUGGUCGCAGGAAUGGAGUAGAAGGAUCCGGAAAUUGAUGACCUUUGCAAAUUGAAAAGGCAAACUUAAAAGAA
Cryphonectria parasitica EP155 is the source of this 668-nucleotide messenger RNA. Its product is annotated as ribosomal protein 60S. Lineage: Eukaryota; Fungi; Ascomycota; Sordariomycetes; Diaporthales; Cryphonectriaceae. Bases 21 to 353 code for a protein of 110 amino acids. The record is from RefSeq and is a predicted model, not a curated record. Gene Ontology annotation, biological process: cytoplasmic translation; translational elongation. Gene Ontology annotation, molecular function: ribonucleoprotein complex binding; protein kinase activator activity; structural constituent of ribosome. The transcript is spliced from 4 exons. Gene Ontology annotation, cellular component: ribosome; cytosolic large ribosomal subunit.